Prunus persica (peach) is the source of this 683-nucleotide messenger RNA. RefSeq names its product 60S ribosomal protein L31. Gene Ontology annotation, cellular component: cytosolic large ribosomal subunit; ribosome. The record is from RefSeq and is a predicted model, not a curated record. The transcript has 2 exons. Gene Ontology annotation, molecular function: structural constituent of ribosome. Gene Ontology annotation, biological process: cytoplasmic translation. NCBI's taxonomy places the organism in Eukaryota, Viridiplantae, Streptophyta, Magnoliopsida, Rosales, Rosaceae. Bases 120 to 485 code for a protein of 121 amino acids.
UCUUUUAAACCGCGACCCAACUAGUAUACAUAGUGUUUCACCUAGGGUUUCAAAUUUUUCGUCAUCAUUUAGGGUUUUAGGGUUCCGUAUAUCGGCGCAGAGCUUCAGAGCCAUCAGCAAUGGCGGACAAGUCGGGCCGAGGUAGAAAAGAAGAGGUCGUCACCAGAGAGUACACCAUCAACCUGCACAAGCGCCUCCAUGGAUGCACAUUCAAGAAGAAGGCACCAAAUGCCAUAAAGGAGAUUCGGAAGUUUGCCCAGAAGGCCAUGGGAACGACAGACGUCAGGGUCGAUGUGAAGCUGAACAAGUUGAUUUGGAGCCGUGGUAUCCGAAGUGUGCCAAGGAGGGUUCGUGUACGCAUUGCCCGUAGAAGAAAUGAUGAGGAAGAUGCCAAGGAGGAGCUCUAUUCUCUAGUAACAGUCACCGAGAUUCCACCAGAGGGUCUAAGGGGAUUAGGCACCAAGGUCGUUGAUGCAGAUGAUUGAACCACUGGUAACUCGGCAAAUCGUUUUGUUCCAUAUCUAUUUUUAGUGCAAAAUGUGGUAACUUUUGUUUAAUGUUGAGAGAAUCAAACACUUGAGAGCAGUAAAACAGUUUAUGUAACUUGGAUUGCGAUCCACUCUAUCUUUAGUUCAUAACUUUCUUGUGUCUUAAGAAUUUUUGUUUCAUUUUUGUUGUGAGAA